Henningerozyma blattae CBS 6284 is the source of this 1122-nucleotide messenger RNA. It is a transcript of the gene CCP1, whose product is annotated as cytochrome-c peroxidase. The record is from RefSeq and is a predicted model, not a curated record. Gene Ontology annotation, biological process: cellular response to oxidative stress; response to reactive oxygen species; hydrogen peroxide catabolic process. Gene Ontology annotation, molecular function: peroxidase activity; heme binding. Lineage: Eukaryota; Fungi; Ascomycota; Saccharomycetes; Saccharomycetales; Saccharomycetaceae. The coding region runs from base 1 to 1122 and encodes 373 amino acids. The transcript has a single exon.
AUGAUUGGUUCACGUUUAUCCAGAACUAUUAAUAGAAGAACUCUCUACAUUAUUGGUGGGGUGGCAGCAGCUACUUCUGCCUCUUUAGCUCUUUCAAAUACUGAAAAUGGUCCAAACUUUUAUUCGUCAUUAUUUACAAACCAAAAAUUAAGUUCAAAAAAUCAAUUUGUUUUGAACAGUGGUAACAACAAUGGUUAUGAAAAUGGCAAAACUUCUCCUAAUGCAUCCCUUUUAACUGCUGCCCUUGCUUUAAAAUUGGCUCAACCAGUCAAUGGGAAGACCUUAAAGGAUUACCAAGAAAUUUAUAACGCCAUUGCUGAAAAAAUUAGAGAAGAUGAUGAAUACGAUAAUUACAUUGGCUACGGCCCUGUCUUGGUUCGUUUAGCUUGGCAUUCUUCUGGUACCUAUGACAAGAGUGAUAACACUGGUGGUUCUUAUGGUGGUACUUAUCGUUUCAAAAAGGAAAACACUGAUCCUUCUAACAAUGGGUUGAACAACGCUGCAAAGUUUUUGGAACCGAUCCAUAAGCAAUUCCCUUGGAUCUCCCACGGGGAUCUAUAUACUUUAGGUGGUGUUACUGCUAUGCAAGAAAUGCAAGGCCCAGUUAUUCCAUGGAGACCAGGUAGAACUGAUACUGCCGAAUCAACCACUCCAGACAAUGGUAGAUUACCAGAUGCUGCCACCGAUAAUAAUUACGUUAGAAGUUUCUUUGAAAGAUUGAGUUUCACUUCUGAUAGAGAAGUUGUUGCUUUAAUGGGGUGUCAUUCCAUUGGUAGAACUCAUUUGAAAAAUUCAGGUUUUGAUGGUCCAUGGGGGGGUGCUGUAAAUAUCUUCUCUAAUGAAUUCUUUGUUAAUUUAUUACAUGAAAAUUGGGCUUAUGAAAAAAAUGCAGCUGGUAAUAUGCAAUACAACUCUCCAAAGGGCUUCAUGAUGUUACCUGCUGAUAUGAGUUUAACCAAGGAUUCCAAAUAUUUACCAAUUGUCAAGGAAUUUGCUGAAAAUCAAGAUGCAUUCUUCGCUGAGUUUUCCAAAGUAUUUGUUAAAUUAUUAGAAGCUGGUAUUACUUUCCCAGAAUCUCAAAAGCCUUUCAUCUUUAAGACUUUAGAUGAACAAGAUUUAUAG